This is a messenger RNA of Cotesia glomerata, 4733 nucleotides long. RefSeq lists its product as uncharacterized. Gene Ontology annotation, molecular function: lipid carrier activity. NCBI's taxonomy places the organism in Eukaryota, Metazoa, Arthropoda, Insecta, Hymenoptera, Braconidae. The coding region runs from base 69 to 4658 and encodes 1529 amino acids. The transcript has 13 exons. The record is from RefSeq and is a predicted model, not a curated record. Gene Ontology annotation, biological process: lipid transport.
AUCAUCUGAUCUCCCGAGUUCAUAUAUAAAAAGGGGGUACAGUUAUUACUCAGCAGCAGUCUUUUACAAUGGCUCGUGGCAUGAAAUUCAUUGCUGCUCUGCUGGUGUUUAUUAUAUCAAUAAAUGAAAGUAUUCAAGAAAGUAUUCCAGGAUUAUUUCCAAGAGAAAAAACACUCAUAUAUAACUAUUAUGGUGACGUAAAAGCUGGAAUAAUUGAACCCGCAGCAUAUGCUUCUCAGUAUUCAAUAUCAGGAAAAUUACACAUCAAACAUGACACCAGUGAUCCAAAGUAUCAAAAUUCGUACCUUAUUUCUCUUCAAGAUGUUAAAACAGGUCUUCACAAUGGAAACGCUGCCCAUUAUGAACCUACUAAAAUAUUAAUGCCAAUUUUAGAAGCCGCUAAAGUCAUUGAAGAUCCAUUUAUUGUGGUUUAUGAUGAUUUUGGGCAGGUAGAGGGUGUAAAAAUCCCUGAAGAAGAACCUCUGUGGUCUACGAAUAUCAAGAUGGCAAUGGCUUCUAUGCUUCAACUAGACUUGAAGAAUAUGAAGAUAGAUGGUCCCAUCAAGCCGCACAGUUUUAUGGUCCAGGAGAAAAGUAUCCAUGGUGAUUGCUGGACGAGCUAUGAUGUUCACGCCAAGCUGCCGACAAAUGAUCAGCAGGACAGUCCAAUUGUAGUUACUAAAUUUGCAUCACCUAAAAAUUGUACCAACUACAAUGUUCAUGUCUUUGAUCAAAUGGAUGCUGAGAGAUGUGAUGUACCUAAAGUGGUACCGAUUAAUAUGGCCGCUCGAAGAUUAUUUGAGAUAAGUUAUAAAAAUAACAGUAUUUUAAUCGAAAAACUUAUCGCUCAUGGAGGUGUGAACUAUUUUCCAUGGCUAGGAAGAUCUGAGGCGCACUAUGUUUUAAAUAACGCAAGUUUUAUAUUGGAUAAAGUUGUCACAUCUUCAGAAAUAUCUUUGCCCGAAGUUGACUUUGAAGACAUACCCUUGACAACUGAUAUCAGUUAUCAACGGCCACAGGAUUAUUAUGCAGAAAACGCGGCUGUUGACAUUACUAACGGGCGUAAUAUAGUUAAUCAAGAUGUUAUAAUAAGUAAAUUAGUGAACAUGUUGAAUGAAGCUGUGGAUUAUUUGGAGAAAAAUCACAUUGAUCCUAAAGAACCGGAUUCAAUAAACAGUCAAACUAUCAACAGAAUUCUGGAUAUUAUGAGUUUUAUGGAAAUUUCUUCAUUUGAAGAAGGCUUCGCACAAAUUCGAAAUGUAUCAACUGAUCGUGAUGAAUUUAUCAAAAGUUUAUUCAUAAAUAUUAUACCUCAAGUAGGUACGCCAGCCUCUAAUGUCUUUAUAUGGAAUCUUGUAAAGAAUAAAGAAGUAACUAAUGGUGAAGCAUUAAGCAUGUUAGCAAAAAUGGCUUUUUAUGUCCGAGUACCCAAUAAAGAUUUUUUAAUUAAAAUGGAACCGCUACUUUAUUCAAGUGGUUUUUUGCAUCCAGAAAUUCGUAAAAUAAGUAUUCUGUCCUUUGCGACGAUGAUUUACAAAACAUUCAAAAAUAUGCCGGUGGAUGAAAUUAGCGAUAUACUUGAUCCAUAUUUGACUUACUUUUAUGAUGGUGUCAUCAACGAACCAUCUUACACCUUAAAAAUAGGCUAUUUAAUGGCUAUCGGUAAUGUUCAAGUUGGAAAAAUUUACAAAUUAUUGGCUCCAAUAAUUCGUGGUGACAUUAGCGUGUCUGAAAACCCAUCUCACAUUCGUCUGAUGGCAAUAUGGGCAAUCAGUAAAUCCGUUUCGAAUGAUUAUAAUGCGGCUCAUGAUCUUUUGUGGCCUGUAAUGUCUGAUUAUACUCUACCCUUGAAGCUCCGAAUAGCAGCUUACGAUAUUCUGAUCCGCCAAGCGCCCUCAAUGGAGAACAUUCUUCAUAUUUACUGGUUUAUGGUCUACGAAAAAAGCGAAUAUCUUUAUAAUUAUCAUCAUACAACCAUCAAAAGCCUGGCGAAUUCGUUAGAUCCAUGUGACGCUAAAUUACGAGAACUUACAACAAAAAUAAUGCGUUUCACUAAAAUACAUCAGCCUGUACCUCAUGAACUCUCUGCUUCCUACAUGAUUGAUUCAAUUGAUCGAAUUUACGGUCACGGAGAGAGCUUCCGUAUUUCUUUGAUUCAUGAUGAACCCACUGGGAAUCUUGAAGUUAUUUAUCUUGAGCAUACAAUCGUCGAAAGUCAUAAGAAAGUUAACCAUUGGGGUAUUUAUUUGAAUGCUGAAGGAAUUUACGACUUUAUCAAUCAACUAGAUCCGUUAAACAAAUUUUUUUCUAUAACUGAUAAAAAUAUUCUCAAUAUCCUUAAGAAGGCUGCAGAAAAUAUAGCGCCAGUGAAGAAAAUGCAUGUCGACGCGGUAUUAAUUACUUACGGACGUGCUAUAUCUGCAUUCCAUAUAAACGAAGAUUUAAUUGGAGAUUUCGUUGGUCUAACAUAUCCCUCUCUAUUGAAGAUUUGGAAUAACAAUGUAUUUGGUAUAAAGUACCAGAAUAUUUACGAACAAAUAGUAAUCAGUGAAAUGGGCUUACCUGUUAUUUUAGAAACCAAAACUCCGACACUUUAUUCUAUAAAAUUGAUUCACGAUUCAACGCCGCAAGGGUCAUUGAAAGUAGGAAUAGAUGCUAAACUUUGGCAUCAUCAAGAUUACGCAAUGUCAAUUUACAAUCCUUUAGUAAAUAUUUGGCAUUCUAUCCGUCGAUCUUCAGUACUCAAUGCUGCACUUCCAGCACAAUUUAUCUUCGGGUUAGAUUUUGAACCUAAAAUUUUAAAGCUACGGUAUCCUAUAUUGGAUGCUGAACAAUUGUCAACUUUGGGAAUAAUGACACACACAAAAGAUAUUACAGUUGUUACAGACAAUGAAGAUAAUAUACUAGAGACAGCUUGCCCUAAUUGUACUCACCAAGUGGUAGUUUCAAAAGGGGAUGAAUUAAAAAAUAAAUUUGAGCAAACACUUGAUUUGCAAGCUUUAGGAUUGCAGAUAACAGCCGGUAUAUUUGAUUGUGAAAAUGAAAUUACUCCUAUUUUAAUUAACAAAGAAUGGGUGAGAGCAUUGUUUAAAGAGCGUAAAAAUUCAUGGGACAGUAUAUUGUUGCAUUCAGUACUUGGUAUUCGUCAGCAAUUGAAAAAUAGUGUAAUAUCACCAUCAAUGGGAAGCUGUGGGAAAAUUGUUAAAAUUAGUCCUAGUGCCACUUAUCCGACAUCUCACGUUGAUAUGUCUUUUAAAAUAAGUUAUGAAAACUUGGAUAUGAUUGACAAAAUACCUAGUUUAUUGGAGGAACACAAAUUAAACAUGCUAGCUACUUUGGACGCGAUUUCAGCUUCUACAAACACCUCUGCCGAGUCUUGGUAUUUAAAUUUAGGCAUCAACAUACCAAAAGGACACUUGAAGAAUAGCUUGAAAGCACAAAUAAGGCGAGUUACUUCGGAAAAUGAAAACCUUAAAAUUUGCAUUGAUGGUCAAAAAAUUUAUUCACCUAUUGUGGGCGAUCCGUUGAAGGUUGGACUUACUAAGGAAGAAACUAAUGGAAAAUUUAUUAUUUCAAUGGAUCAUGCUGACGAUGAUCAGUGUCAUCGUAAUGAAACUUUGGUUACAAUUACAAUUAAAGGGGAACUUACAAAUGAACAAAAAAAAUUAUUUAUUAAGGACAGUAUUAACAGUGCCUGCAAUAAGGAUAUUAAUAAUCCGUUGUACAAAAGCUCUAGUAUUCUUUUACCAAAAACUGUCAAUUGUCUUGAUGAAACGAUACGUCAUACUACUUUGAGAAAAUACACUUGCAAUAUUGCGCAUAAAAAUGUGCCAAGAAAUAUUGCAUCGAAAAUCUUUCAACUGGAGGAUAUUAUUAAGUCAGAAGUAUUACCACACAUAAAGUAUACAAAUGAGAAUUUUACAGAACAAGACACAGCAAAAAUAAUUAUUGGAUUUCCGAUGAAUUUAAAAACUGUAAAUGUAUCAGUAAUAACCCCAUACCGUAGUUAUGAUUUAAUUGAGGUUGAUUUGAAUAUUGAGAACAAUCCACCACGACUAAACGGGUUUGGUUCUGAUUACAACAAAAAUCUAUGGGGAUUUCCAUUGGAUAAUACUCGCUUUGAUAUGAAAUUUUUGGCAUUAUACUCUCUUGGCCGAAAAAAAAUGUGUUCAGUGUAUCCAAAAGUGGUUUUGACUGUUGACGGUGGAGAGAUUCCAUAUUCAAUUCCUUCGGAGUGGAUAUUAGUUUCUGGAGAUUGUACAUAUGACAGGUUUGCUAUUUUCGUAAAAAAUAUUGAUGAUAAACUAGCUCUGAGGAUUUAUCGGGGCGAUGAUGUCGUCGAAAUGAUUCCAAGUGAUAAUAAUACAAUUCAAGUAAAAGUAAAUGAUGAAAUUAUUGAUCCUACUCUUAAUGGAACCUAUGUACCGAAAAACGCUCAAUACUUUUGGACACUUAAAAUAACAAGAUUUGGAGAGCAUGUAAUAGCAACAAUGGAAAAUGAAAUAAUUGUAAUCGGUCACACUGAAGGAAGUGUGUCUCUGAUGAUUGAUCAAACAUUGUACAGGAGAAUUAAUGGAUUAUGUGGUAAUAUGGAUGGGACAUACAAGAAUAAAAUACCGAAAACGUAUCAUUUAACUCAAGAUUCAAUGACAUCUUAAAUUUGUUUUCAUAUUAUACUUUAUAUUUAUUGAGAUUCACUCGAUGUUUUUAAAAAAGAACUAGAAUUAUAUCAA